AUGCCAGGCUUCACAUCCUUCUACCUCAAAGGCCGCAUGGCCAACGCCACCGCACCCCAAACCGACUUCGCUUACGACUCCGAACCCGAUUUCGAAACGCUAGCAUCAAAAAAACAUCAUCUCCAGCUACAGAAACGCCUUGCCCGCCAAGUAACAAACAUCUACGGCACCGUCAUGACACGCUCUGACGCCAACCCAACUUUGACUCUGCUGAAAGCCGUGAAGUCGCAUAUCGACGCCCAGGUGGAGGCGUUCCAUGACUUGGGCUUGAUGUCGCUGAUCGAGCGGAAUAAAGCUAUCGAGUUGUUUGUAAGGAAGAGCCAGAGUAUCUACCAGGAUGGGUCGCGCGCGGUGCAGAAGUUUAGGUCUGCGCAGGGGCCUGUUGGGGAUGUUGCGGAGGGGCUUGGGCUGUUGGGUAAAUAUCAGCUUGGGAAGAAUGGGGAGGUGGAGAUGUGGGAUGUGGAGUGUAUUGUAGUGAUUUAUCAGAGGAGGAUUUUGAAGCCGUUGAAGGAGGUGGUUAAGGAGAUUGAGAAGGUGGUAGGGAGGGAGGAGGGGUGGGCGGAUGCGUAG
Alternaria arbusti is the source of this 570-nucleotide messenger RNA. RefSeq lists its product as uncharacterized. Lineage: Eukaryota; Fungi; Ascomycota; Dothideomycetes; Pleosporales; Pleosporaceae. The coding region runs from base 1 to 570 and encodes 189 amino acids. The record is from RefSeq and is a predicted model, not a curated record. The transcript has a single exon.